AUGGAUCCCGAUCGCGAUCGCCGCGUUGUGGCCUUGGCAAAUGCCGCCAAGGCCUACUCAAUCGCCGCCGUCACAGCCUACGAAGCUGAACGCCUCGGCGUCGGCCACCUCGGCGUCCACUCAGCUGUCGCUGCCGCUGCCGCCGCGUGCUACAAAGCUGUCGUCGCGUGCUGCGAAGCUGCAGCCGCCUGGAAAGCUGACGACGCGGCCUACCCAGCUGCUGCCGUCCCCGUCGCCUUCGCUGUCUCCAUCGCCGCACCCGUCCCCGUCCCCGUCGCCGUCUCCGUCCCCAUCGCCGCACCCAUCCCCGUCCCCGUCGCCGACCCCGCUACCGACCCCGUCGUCGUCCCCCGUCUUCAACCCCCCGCCGAUGCCGCCGUCGCCGAUCAUCCCCAUUUUAGCUUUUGUUAG
This is a messenger RNA of Zingiber officinale, 411 nucleotides long. Its product is annotated as angiomotin-like. Bases 1 to 411 code for a protein of 136 amino acids. Lineage: Eukaryota; Viridiplantae; Streptophyta; Magnoliopsida; Zingiberales; Zingiberaceae. The transcript has a single exon. The record is from RefSeq and is a predicted model, not a curated record.